GGCGGCCGACUUCCGGCGCGGGUGCGGGUGGGCGCACGCGGCCGCGCUCCGGUUGACUGUGGAGCCAUGGAGGGCGGCUUCGGCUCGGAUUUCGGGGGCUCCGGCGGUGGGAAGCUGGACCCAGGGCUUAUCAUGGAGCAGGUGAAAGUGCAGAUCGCCGUGGCCAACGCACAGGAGCUGCUGCAGAGGAUGACGGACAAGUGCUUCCGGAAGUGCAUUGGGAAGCCGGGGGGCUCCCUGGACAAUUCCGAGCAGAAGUGCAUCGCCAUGUGCAUGGACCGCUACAUGGACGCCUGGAACACCGUGUCCCGUGCCUACAACUCGCGGCUGCAGCGAGAACGAGCCAACAUGUGACCGCGACCCGCCUGCAGGCCACCCCCUCACCCCUUCCCCCUCCUGUUCGCAUAAAUGCUGUUUGUGAGGCGGGGGCCAGCCUGUGCGUACUGCCUGCCACAAGUUUCCGAGGACGAGACUGGUGCCGGUACAGUCGGGACUCUGCCCGUCCCUCCCCUCCGCGCACACCUGCCAGCGAGUGUAGUCUGGUCGGGGGCCCUGGAACUUAAAGUACUGGCUCCUCCGGCAUCGCCCCAGGUGCGCCUGAUACCGAGUUAAGGCCUGUGGACUCUGCCCGGACCCUGGCCUGGUAGGGGAGGGUUCUUUUCCCGUUGGGGUUCGAGUAGGUGAUAAAUGAUAAUGAGGCUGAGGUUAACAGCAUAAAUUUUACUCAGUGACCAAAGCUUGGAGAAGAGGGAACAAAGUUCACCAAUCAACUUCUCGUCCACGUGGCGAGAGGGAUUUUAUUUUAAAGACCAGAGGGUGGGGGGUGAGGCUAGGAUCCGCUGGCGUAUACGUUAGUCUACGGGUAAAGAGCCGGGCUUUUUCCGACGGAGGGGGUUGCCACCCCAUUUUUAUCUUUUUUGGUCCGUAUCUGGUCCUGGCUGCCCGUGGGUGUGUCAUUUAAUGUUCUGACGUAGUAAAGUCAUACAGUGAGA
Messenger RNA from Vicugna pacos (alpaca), 992 nucleotides. RefSeq names its product translocase of inner mitochondrial membrane 13 (gene TIMM13). The record is from RefSeq and is a predicted model, not a curated record. Lineage: Eukaryota; Metazoa; Chordata; Mammalia; Artiodactyla; Camelidae.